GCUAUAAUCCUUGGACGUGGCUGCACCGGUUUGUCAAGACAACCGGACUCUGUGAUGCGUCAUCAGCCAGCGACCGGUGGGGGGGGGCUCUAGAGACCGGCGAAGGAAGUAACGUAAAAAGGGAGCGCCUCCGGGGACGCGAGCCCGGCGUAAGUUGAGCCUAUGGCCCCUCGGCGCCUCCUGUUGGUUGGGGAGGGGAAUUUCUCCUUCGCCGUUGCUCUGAACCAGACCCUGGAUCCCCGCACUAGUCUAACUGCCACCUGCCUCCAGCGCCCGGCCGACUUAGCCCAAGAUCCGGUGGCCCAGGAGAAUCUGCAGCGCCUGCGCGAGCGAGGUGCCGAGAUACGUUUUGGUGUGGACUGCACACAGCUGGUGGAUGCCUUUGAACUGCAAGACCGAGAGUUUGAUCGAAUUUAUUUUAACUUUCCGCACUGUGGACGCAAAGCUGGAGUAGCUAAGAACAGGGAACUGCUUGCCAAGUUUUUCCAGAGCUGUGCAGAUGUUCUUGCAGAGGAAGGAGAAGUCCAUGUGGCAUUGUGUAAAGGACAAGGUGGGACUCCUGCUGAUAAGCCUAUGAGAGAAUGGCACAACAGUUGGCAAGUGGUUGCCAUGGCAGCUCUGGGGGGAUUCAUUUUAAGUGAUGUGCAUCCUUUCAGCUGUGAGGCUGUGCCAGGAUACAAGUGCACUGGAUACAGGAGUCAAGAUAAAUCCUUUCAUGUAGAAGGCGCUUUGAACCAUAUCUUCACACGGAGCUUAGCCUUUGAAGAUUUGCAGCCAAGAAUCUCCAGGAUCAAACUGAGUGACCAAUGGUUUUCUUUUCUAGAACCAGAAGUACUUGCAGGAAAACUGAACAGGGGUUUCCUAGAAGCACCUUCAUGUCAUCCUGUCAAAACCAUAAAUGAGAAGCUCAUCGGUGAAUUGGGGAAGGCUUUCCCUCUAAAAAGACUGACGUGUCCCUCCCCUUUGCUGCCACAGGGAGGCACCAGUGUUCUCACUGUUGGCAACUGUGACGUCCUAUUAUCAUCUGCCUUUUGGAUUAGUCUCUGUGAAGAUAACUCAUAUUCUGAGUUCCUGACUGGUGGGACAACACAGGACACAGAGGACUUUCUAGUGUCAUUUUCAGAACUCAGCCUUCCCAGGUGCCCUGGAAGAGACAGUAAAGAAGCAGCUCAAGAAGGAAUGUAUGACCAGGCCAAGAUCUGCCUCAGACCUUCUCUUCUUGUUCAUGUUCAGGUUGUAAUCCAAGCACCAGACUUCCUCCCAGGUUCUCUGCACAUCCUCAGUGGACCUGUCUUUCAGAAGUGCCUCAUCUCACCCUUCACAAUGCCAGCAUUUCACGAGACUUUAUUUAUUCUUGGAUUUGAUAAAAAUCUGAAGGAUGGCUGUCUCCAGUCACUACUGGAUCACUUGAACGGCAUUCUAAAUAGCCUCCUGAACCAGACAUUGCUGGAGGGCUCUGAGCUGAGUAGUUCAGUGGAAUUUGUCUUUGAACCAAAUGGGAAAGAUUAUAUGGUUAAUGUGAAGUCUCAUAAUUUUGGGUCAGAUUGUAUUAAGGAUCUGAUUAUUGGGUCUGUUACCACAUCUGCUACAAGCAUCAUACACAAAGACCUGUGUUUUGUGUGUGUGUCUGUGAACUUGGACCUAUUAGCCAUGCUUGUCUGGGGCAUCUCUGAUUGGAGGAUGUUGUGGACUUUUGAUAACCGUUUCCUGAAGAAUUUUUCCCCUGGGAAGAUAGCACCUUUUAAAAGCUAUUCCCUCUAUCCUCCAUACUAUGUGCAUGAUAUUAGUUUUUGGUUAGAUGAAAAGAAAAGUUUUGAUGAAGUAGAGUUUCACACUGUGGCUCGAGCAGUGUCCCAGGACACUGUCAUAUCCAUACAAUUCCUUAGUCGUUUCCAGCAUCCAAAGACUGAGCAGGUCAGUCUCUGCUAUAGAUUGACCUACCAGACCUGUGACAAGGCCCUCACCCAGCAGCAGGUAGCAUCAAUGCAGUCCCAGCUUAGGAAGGCGAUUCAACAACAACUACAUGUGACACCUCGGUAGUUCAGUAAAUUCAUCUCUACAGAGUGGUCCUUAUGGGUGUGGGUGUGGAUGAAAAAGACCAAUUUGCAACUGGGAGUUUUUGUCUAGACCUUUUGCUUUUGUAAAAAUCUUUUAUUCUAUGAUAAUAGCAAUUGUUGGUUGAUUCUAAAGAUCCCUGUGACUCGAUUGCUUAGACUGUAAUGUGAUUGGCAGCCUUUGGAGUUGUGCAGUAUUUUGAUCAUGAGUAAUGACUAGGAGAACAAAACAGCAUCUGUAUAAGCUAGAGGCUGUAAUGCUGAAGAGGCAGUAGAACCUGAGUAUCUCAUUAAGUAUAUUUAUAAAUAUAUUUUCCACAUUGUUAAUUCUUCUUCCCUUAUCUCUAUAAUAUCAUCUCUCUAAGUCAAUUGAGAGUGGUUUUUAGAGUCAGAUAGACCAGCAUUUAUUAGCCUAGGUAAAUGGCAAAUGCUCCACAUUAUUGGUGAUCAUUGUCAUCAUGUUUAUUCUGUGGUUGGUUGACUGCCGUUACAGUCAUAGAAUGAAUAAGAGUUCACACUUGGGUCUGUUUAACUCUAAAGCCCAUGUUCUUUGUCCCACUUUCUGUCAAUUAUCCUUCCUUAGUUUUCUUCAACAGUAACCUCUCAAUUGUGAUUAACUCUAAACUUUCACCCCCUAGAUUUUGGGGCUUUCUGUUGUAAGCAUCCCUAAGGGACAGUUGGAGAUUGGCUCAGCCUAGGACUCUGCAGAAUGGAAUGCUCCAAUGCGAGUGAAUGUAUGUUUCUGUUAAUCAUUAGGCUCCACCGAUUGUAAUUAUAUUGUAAACCCGGUGAAGGAAAUAACUUUCUUAUUUAUUCUUGUAUUUGGAGAGAAGCAUGUGGAAAGGCAAGAAUGGAAGCAAACAAAUUAAGAGGUUGUUAGAGUUUCCGCUGUGGUGCAAUGGGAUCUUUGGCGUCUUGGGAGUGCUGGGACACAGGUUUGAUCCUCAGCCAGGCACAGUGGGUUAAGGAUCUGGUGUUGCCGUAAUUUCGGCAGAGAUCUGAUCCCUGGCCUGGGAACUCCAUGUGCCAUGAGGCAGCCAAAAAAGAAGCAAGCACUCAAUAAAUUAAAAAAGGAACGAAACAAAUUAAGAGGUUAUUAUAAUCAUGCAAACAAGAUAUGAUGGUAGCCUGGAUGAGGAUGGUAAGAAGUUGUUGGACUGGGUAAUAAUUAGAAGGACUUGCUGAUGAAUUAAAAAUAUGUGCAUGCAUGAAUGUUCUGGAAUUAGAGAAUUAGAAGAAUUGAGCAGGAUCCCUAGGUUUUGACUCAGGCAACUGGGAGAAUAGAAAUGUCUUUAACUGGACUAGAAAAACUGGCAUAAGAGUAAGUGGGGAGUGAAGACUCAAGGAAUGUUUUAUCAACACAUGUAUUACUUAGCUGUCCACAUGCACUGUAAGCUAAUUCAGGGCAAGUAAUGUGAUUUAUAGCUUUCUUCCAACCCCAGUGGUGCUUGGUACAUGUGAAACCAAGCAGAAACCUUUGGGGCCUUCUUGGGGACAGAGCCUGUACCCUCCCCUCCCCCCACCCCACCCCUGCUGCCCAGGUCUCCUCCCUCUUGUUUUUAAGAAGGCUUUUUUCCCUAGACCUUCCCUAAGUUCCAAAGAGCAGCAUUUAAUCAAAGAAGUGAGAAAAUGAAGAAACAAAGGAAAACAGUCAAGCAUGACAAAAUGAUAGGUGAGCCAUAAAGUCAAAGGCCUUUAAUCUUCCUCAAGGGCUAUAGAUAAUAUUCUGAGCCAUAUCCUUGAGUUGUUUUAUAGAUACUAAACCCCACCAGGUGGAAGAAAUUAACUGUAUGCUGACCAUUGUAGAUCCCAGACUGGUUGGAACAAGAAGGUUGGGGAUAUUGACUACUAAAAUGCCGCUCUGUUACCUCGCUACCAACCAGUCAAGGAUGGCUGUGAGCUCAUCCUGCACCUCUGGACAGUUUCCCUCACCUUGACUUUACAAAGCUUUCCCUGAAAAUCUUCAAGGAGUUCAGGUUUUUUGAAUGUGAGUUACCCAUUCUCCUUGCAAUAAAUGCUUUAUUUCAUUU
Molecule: messenger RNA, 4084 nt
Organism: Sus scrofa (pig)
Lineage: Eukaryota; Metazoa; Chordata; Mammalia; Artiodactyla; Suidae
Gene: FDXACB1
Product: ferredoxin-fold anticodon binding domain containing 1
Biological process (GO): rRNA base methylation
Cellular component (GO): cytoplasm
Molecular function (GO): rRNA (uridine-N3-)-methyltransferase activity
Source: RefSeq, a predicted model, not a curated record